Paramecium sonneborni is the source of this 1389-nucleotide messenger RNA. NCBI's taxonomy places the organism in Eukaryota, Ciliophora, Oligohymenophorea, Peniculida, Parameciidae. The record is from the annotation of a GenBank genome assembly.
AUGAAUUCAGAUUUUAUAUGUUUUAGAAAGCAUUUAUUCAAAGAUUCUAUAUAUCAAAUAGACAUACAAAAUGAAUAACUUAGAUUAACUGAUAUUGUAUAAAAUAAUCAUACAUAAUUUAGACUUCUGGAAAACCUAAAUAUAUAAUUCAACUAGAUUGGUCUGUUGAAAUUAGUUGGAAUAUAACAAAUUAAGAAUAAGCUUUUGGAUUGAAAGUAAAUUAAAAGUUUAAAUGGUUUUAUGCUAAAUCUCAAACAAUUUAAAAUAUGAAAAAGUAAUUGUAAAAACAUGUGACAUCUACAGAUUUUAAUUUAUUUUAUACAUUAACAACUCAUUAAUCUAAAGGAUAGAACUUAAAUGAAUAUGAAGUGUUAUAUAAAACUGAUAAUACAGUUGAUUUGGUAGCUAAAUGCAUAUAGAAGGAUUAAUUAGAUGAUUAAAAUAUAAUAUUUGGGGAACUUAAUAUUCUAAAACUGUUAAAUCAUCCAAGUCUACCUGUUUUUGAGGAAUUCUUUUUUACAUAAGGAACAUACUAUAUCAUAAUGGAAAAAAUAUAAGGAGAAAAAUUAAGUACAAUUUUAAACACUUCUAAAAUUUCAUUAAAUCUUCGUUUAAUUUAAUCAAUAAUUUUAGAAUGUUUAUAGGUAUUACAAUAUCUUGAAUCAAUUCAAGUAUUGCAUAGAGACAUCUCUCCUGAUAAUAUAAUAUAUGAUUAAUAAAACAAAAAGAAGACUGUUAAAUUAAUAAAUUUUAGUAACUCAGUAAAAUUUGGCACUGGUCUUAAAAUAUGUGGCACUCCAGGUUAUAUAGCACCAGAGAUUUUAUUAGAAUAAUAAUACGGAUAUGAAUGUGAUAUGUUUUCUUUAGGUUGCGUAUUCUAUAAAUUGUAUGAUGAUAAAUAAUAAUAUUAGAUUAGUCAAGAAAGAUUUAUUUAAUGGAAAUACUUUAGCUGAAAUAUUAUAGGAGAAUAAAAAAUGUAUUUUAAAUUUAAAAAAUUUACAAUUAUUCCGAAUUCCUAAUAGUGCUUAAGAUUUAUUGAUACGAAUGCUUGAAGCAAAUCCUAAAUAAAGAAUAUCAGUUUUUUAAGCUUUGAAACAUCCAUUUAUUAAUGAUUCAUUAAAAUUGAGUAUUUCAAAUUAAAAUAGUUAAAGAAAUUUUAAUCAAAAUAGAUCUGAAAGAAAUAUUAUAAAAAAAGAUUUAUUGAGUUUUCAUUCAGAAAAAUAAAAAUUUGUAGAUGAACUUGAAGAAGAUUAUUUUUAAAAUGAAUUACCUCCUAUGUGUGAGAUUCCAGUAAUGAAUUCAGUAAAAGGAGGUUAAAGAAUAAAUUUUGAUAGCAUAGAUGAUAAUGAUACAAAAUUUAGAAGUGUUAUUUCAAAAUCAACUGGUUGA